GCAAUCGACCCCAGUAGUUUGCUGCAGCAGUGUUAGCUGGCGUGCACCUUGGACUGUCAACAAUGUCGGAUUGUUUAGAGAACACAGACGGCUCAAGUUUAAAUGUCACUAAGAUGAACCGUCUUCAAGCUUUCCAAAGUAAUUUGGAUCGCAUUUGGAUCUCGUGUAUAGUAUAUCCGAAUGAGGAUGAAGAGGGAGGAAGAAGUCCAAACAGCAUAUUUUGCGACUUGAUAUCCGAGGCAGUAGAUGAAUUCUUCAGCGGUCGUUUCAGCCACCCUCCACAUGAAGUACUAACAGGUUUGCACAGUGCCCUGAGGAUUAUUGCUACUUCUUCUCACAGCUUCUAUGAGGAAGAUGAGCAACUCACUAGUGUCUGUAAGAAGAUAUAUAUCUACUGUGUAGAGAUACUUCUUGACAAAUCUUGGAUGAGUGUGCAAGAUGAAAGCAGAGCAUCAGCAACCAAAGACUUUUAUAAAUUCUUCUGCUGUCUUUGGAACUGGUCUCAAGAUCGAUUCCUGGUUUUGGCCAUUCUUAGCCAGAAGCCAUGGGGCCAUGAGAUAAUGAAUCAGGUGCUUGCAGGAGAGGAAAAUACAGACAAGCCAGAAGUUGAUAGAUACCUGACCUUAGAAGGAAAGUACCUCCUUGAACAUCGUCUGCAAGUCUUGAUCCAGGAAGGCAACCCCCUGCAUGCCUUGAACUUAGCCAGAGCCUGCACUGAUCACCCUGUUCUCGGACAAGAACCUAUCUUCCUAGAGACUCUCUUUCUACUCUACUUCAAUCUUGGUCUGACCCAAGAACUUGAGUCACAGGUUGAAGAUCAUCCAACACUGGAAGAUGUCAUGAAAGUAGCAGAAAGAAUGAGCAGUUACUGUCCAGGAAAUGCAUCACAUAUAUUCAGAUUAAUCAUAAAACAGCUUUGGGAUGAAGAUAAUCAUAGCAGUCUUCUGAUAAGAGUGUCUGUAGGUUUGUGGCUUGAUGCAGAGUUGAAGGUUUGCUCACCCCGAUCUGAUAAGUUUGCUGAAGACCUAGAAGGCCUCUCAGAUCUGACAAAUGAUCCCCUCCAUUUAUACAACCUUGCUGACAUAGUGUACAAGAAGGUUGGUGAACCUGCUAUUCCACCCCUGGUUUCCCUUUGUCUCAAGGCUUUGCUGGUACCAAGUGUCUCUGUUUCUGAGGAUAUCAUCCAAGCAGCACAGAUAGAUUAUGGAAAUGCAGCUGUCUGUCUGCUGUUGUCUGAGAUUUUGAAAAAUGAUGAGAGGAUACAGCGGAUGUGCCUCCUUGCUGCGUUUUUCAUUGCUCCUUCACUCGAUAGACUAUCUGCUCUUCAGGACAGUUACCAAGACUCAAAGGAAUCAAAUUUUCCAAAGCUAACCUCCUAUCAACAGCAUGAUCUUAUCAGGUGCAUGGACUUCUUCAUACCUGUGCACGUAUCGUUAUCUGAAGAUUGGUCAUCAGUUUCAAGCACCUUAACAGGAUAUCUUCGGAAGAGCAAGGUAAUGUGCAUCUCAUUGAGCAAACCAUUUGGUGAUGUAAGAAUGCUGAAGUUUUAUGAUAAAUCUUGGCAUCCUGUUCAUCAAGACUUCAAGCCAUUGGGGGUGGUUAGGGUAAAGGAGGCAUUCCAUUCUUCAGUAAGAUGCCAUGAAAACAUAGUGCUCUUGUCCUGCAAGCAUGAACGCCAAAUUGAACCCAAAUCAAAGAAGAAGCGUCUUGUUGAAACAAGGAGUCUACAAGAAUGUUCAGAACCUCCAAAUGCUAUUCCUGUGUUGGAUGCUCAAACUGAUCAGAAAUGGUUACCCUGCUAUGUGUUGGAUCUCUCCCAAGAAACAUUAACAGAACAGGAAUUCAUUGAUGAUGCCAGUGAUGAACCAGUGGAAGAUGGGGCUUUUAGCAGAGAAUCACCUGCCUCGCAUAGUCCCCAACCAGUGCUAGAAAUGCCAUCAGUAUUACCACCGGGAGGAACAUCAGAUAUGUGUGCUCAUACUGAAGAAAGGACAGAUCUGCAAGAAAAGUCACAAGAAUUGUUGGAAAAUAAUGACACAGUGUGUGUUUCAAUUAACAAACAGUCCAGAUCAUCUGAUCAAGAAUCAACACUUCUAAUGCAUUCAAGUGUCAAUGAAAGAGAAAGAAAAUUGAUGUUUAUAAAUGAGGAGGAACAAUUCAACCCCCAACAGGGAGUAGAAUAUGGGAGAUUGCAUUUGAACAGAAAUGACCUUGAAAAUGUUGAUGAUGGUAUGACAUUGCUUAAUGAUGAACUUCAUGUAGAUAGCCCCAUACCUGUUGAUAGAAGUGAUAGCAGUGAGGCAGAGACUUUGAAUUAUGCAGAUGAACCAAAGUACAUUUCUAAUAGCAAUGAGACUGUGAGUUUUGUUGAUGAACAGGAUUGUAGUUCUAAUAAUUUAGAUGAGGAAGAUGUAUCAUGCUAUGAUGAGGAGGAGGAUGAAGGUCCCCUUGAUCUGAGGAAAGUAAAAACAGUUUGUAUGUUGAAUGGAAAAGUGGAAGAAAUCAAAGAUCCAAACAUAAUUUCUGAUGAAUUUGAGAACCAAGACUCAUUGAAUUUAAAUGCCAAUGAUGUACAUCCAUGUUGUACACAGACAGAACCAUUGGACCUUACCAAAUCUGUAGUUCAAAGUGCUCUUACUGAUAAAGCUAAGGUUGUUCUUGUGAAAGAUAAGAAAGCUGAAGAACUGUUGUUAAGGAGACAUUCACAGGAUUUCAAUGAAGAGCAUGAUGAUUCUUAUUACUUAAGACCACCAAAAGAAAGGGACAAGAAUGAUGAAUUUCAAAUGUGUAGUUUGUCAUCAGAUCAAGGGUUUGACCUCAGACAAAGAAAAUCACAUAUGAAGACUUCUGUGUGUAGUGUAAAGCUGACAUGUUUCAUGAAACAAAGAGCCAAGAAUCAGAAUCCACAUAAUCUACAGUUAUGGAAAUUCGUGGUUAAAGAGAGAGCCAAGGUUCAAGGAGAUGAGAGCUAUCCACAUGAAGUAGAUAUUGAUGUAAAGUCACCAGAAGAAAGUCUGACUGGUUUCUCAGGUGAAAGAGUGCUCCAUAUUGAAAAGUCCUCAUCUGCAAUGCAGGAUGAACAAGAUGAUGUGGAGGACAUACAGAUUCUUCAUUCAGAAACAAAUAGAGAAUCAGGAGAAAACUGGACAGAUGUGUUCAGUGAGAACAGCAUCCCAUGGAUAGAUGGACAGUUAGAACAAGAUGAAGGAGAAAAAGAGCCAGAAAGUCCAGCCUGGACUGCAAUAACAAGUGUCAAUCUAGACAAAUCUCCAGAGGAUGUUUCAUGUGAAGACAUGACUAAUAUCAGAGAGCAUGUUACAGAAGAAAUACCUAUGCUGGAUUAUGAACCUCAACCUUAUCCUUUGAAUAGGUUAAGAAAUUCAGAGUUGCCAAUCUUGACCCCAGAACAUGGACUUGAUUUAACAGUGUUACCUUCAACAGAGGGCUCUUUGCAGACCUGUGAAAAUGCAGGCAUUCCUCUACUUCUUGAUUGCUAUGAGGAAAAUCCCCAUGUAAAUGUGACCACUUACCAGUAUGUUGACAAUGAGCAAGAAGAAUAUCAAGAUAUUGAAUACCCUCAAGGUAUAAAUGAUCUUCCUGGGAGUGCCUUUUGUGAGAUUGAUGAUCAAAGUUCUGCAGAUCACAUAGAAACAAUAGAAGAAGCAGCAUUUAGCAAUGAGAUAGAAACUUUGGUUUAUAUACCAGUUGAACCGCUCAAUUUCCAUCAGGAAGGGCUGCCUGAUAGGGAAUCUGUUCAUUGCACGUGUCUUCAAGGGAAAAUGGAGAAGAUGGCUUCCAAAGAAGAUGAACAUUUUAAUGCCAAAGAAUGGCAUUGCAUACAACAGAGAAAAAAUGAAGAUAUUACAGGGAGUAUUACCAAUGGUAUAGACAUUGGCCUUGAUAUGCGGGACAAAUCAUUAGAUCACAUAGCACACGGUGAAGUCUGUUUCAAGGAUACCCUUGAAGGUCACUUAGAUAGUCAGGAUGACCAUGUCGUCUUAGUGAGUACAGGAAACAAGAUAGGAGAUGAUGAAAGAGAACAUGUUGGUGCAUUGUUAGACUAUUCAUUUGCUUCAGAAGAGCGGAUAGAGAUGAAUAGACAGACAGAGAGUGAAUCAAGCCCAGUUAAUGAGAUUAACUUGAGAUCAUUGGCUGCUUCAUCAAAUCUAGGAGAAAAUUUAGUUGUAGAUGCCAACUUGUCACUUCCUGAUUUAAAAGGGAUGUCCAUGGAGAGACAUCGCUAUGACAGGCAAGAUCCUAAUUUGGUAGGGAUAACUCGUCUUGAGGAAGGUAAACGUGUAGGGAUUGUGACUAACAAUGCAUUGUCAGAAUCAACAGAGUACAAGACCAUUGCUAAUCCUUCACAUCAAAUUGCAGCACAACCGUUUCCUGUGGUUGAAGCUAAAGAAGUUAAAUCGCCAUUGCUGAUACUUGAAACUAAAGCCAAAAAUGAUUCGUCGUCAUCAAAGAAAAGAAAAGCUAGUCAAAGUAGAAAUGUCUGGUCUGCAUUUUCUGCUACACAGGAGUCUCCAAAGAUAAUGGAUAAUUCAAACGCUCUUAAUACAUCAGAUCCUCUAGACCUCAGAGAUGAAAAAACACAAAAUGGUAAUGACUGCAUAUUCAUCGCAGAUGACUUUGAGCUUAAGAAGAAGUCCAUCAUUGCUGGAAUCAAACUUAGGAUUAUGAGUCAGAAGGAUAAACCUUCGGUGCCAGAAAGUGAUUCAAGUACAAAAAUGGAAUAUUUGGUUUCUUCCUCAAAGGAAGAUGUCUCUUGUCAACACAGAAAGGCUCAAUUUAAGAGGUCAGUCUGUUGUGUCAACAUUCCAUGUAGAAUGGAUAGGAAAAAUGUCAAAGAUAAUCCAUUUGCUCAAUCUGAACAAUGGAACUGCAUAUCAAAGACUUCGGAAAGCAAAGUGGAUUCAGUGGAUCACAUGCAAAAUACAGACCUUGAGCCUAAUUCUCUUGAUGAAACUAAUACAUCAUUACAUGAGAGAUUAUCAGACCCAAGUGCAACUGAAGGACUAUCAGAAAGUACGUUUCCUAAUGGAUGCAGUGAAUUUAGAAUCCCAUGGGUAGAUGGACAAGUUUCUCAUGAAAAUCAACCAGAAUUAGACAGUCAAGCUUUACUUCCUUUGGAAAAUGAAACAAUACCAGAUCAUGAGAAUAUCAUCACAGAAGCAUAUGAUGUUUCAUCAGAUAUUACAGGAGAUCCUGAUGUAAAUGUAACCCAGCCAUGUUUGGAAACGCAAGAGAUAUCUAUGGAUUAUCCAGGCACAAAGGGUGUAGAUUCAAGCAUGCAAGGGAUUACAAGUUUUCAUCUGGAUCAAUAUGGGUGUGUUCCCUUUGAUGACAUGAGAGAAGUAGAAAAUCAAACAGAACACAUAAUGGUACAGAAUUCCUUACAACUCAAUGAAGUACAAUCCAACUAUAUGGAUGAAGAUGCAGUAGUCCAGGUUUUGAAUGAGGAACAAGCUGCAGGAGCAGAAAAUUGUUAUACACCUCUGAGCAUGGUGAUCAGUGACAAGUCAUUUAGUAACUCUUCAUGCAGAGAUAAAGACACCCCUCAACCAGUGGAUUCUUGUGAAAAAGAGUUUUGUAGUGAUGAAAUAACUUGUCAGGAGGUAAGAUGUGAGCAUCCUAGGAGUAAAGACGUGAUCUGUUACAAAGAUGAUAUGGAUUAUUCAAUGGAAACCACUGAUUUCAGCAUUGAAAAUUCAUGCUCUGAAGAGAGGGAAACAGUCCUAGAAGGUAAGAUGGGAAAUGUGGAAGACAGUCACCUAUCAAGAAAGAGACACUUCAAGCAGUCUGUUUCCUGUAUCAGUAUCCCAUGUAACAUAGAUAGAAAUAAUGCCACAGUGAGUCCUCGAGCUGAAGCAUGGUUCAGAAAUAUAGAAAGCAGAGAUUCAAAGAAGUGUGAAUACAUUGCAGAAGACAUCAUUCCUGUUGUAGAAGUUAAUGCAGCUGAUUGCGUCAAUGUAUCAACAAGUGAUACAUUUUCAACUGAAGCCAAUGGAAGUGCUUCAACCCACCAGGUGAAAGGGCUAUAUCUUGAAGCACCUGAGUUAUCAAUUCAACAUCUCUGUUCCACAACAGAUAGUCUUUUGUUGCCAGGAGAAGAUGUAACCAGCAUAGCAAGAAAUGUUAUGAAAAAUGUGACAGCUGAAUCUCAGGAGGAAGAUUGCGACACUGAAAGCCACUCUGUUGAAAACAAGGAGUCAAAGUUUCAAACUCAGAUCAAAGAAGCUGAAGCAGAAGCCAGUACAAUGUUAGAGUUAAUAGCGAUUGGAGAAAGUAGUGAUAAUGCAGGAAAUAUCGCUCAAGGUAUUGACAACUUCUGUUAUUCCGAUAAAUUCUAUAAUGGUGUAGGGGAAAAGGAGUUGACCGUUCACAACAACAAAGCCUUUGAAAUUACAGAGAAGAGAAACAAGGAAACAAAAGUUAGCAAUUCAAUUACAGGAAUUGUUGAUCAGAAUAAUGAAGAUCAAAUUAAGAAACUUUCAGGAUCAAAAGAGAACAUCAUCUGUGAUCAGGGGUCCCAAGUUUGUUCCGAAGCAGAAGUUCUUUAUCAAUCUGAAGGAAAUGUGUGUGCGAAAAAUGACCAAGUUGUUGAGCAGUAUAAUGUUGCCUGUAACAAGGAUGCUGUGUGCAUAAUGGGGAAUGACCAGAAUGACCAGUUGGAUGUUGACUCUGAGAGUAGUGUAUGUGAUGGAAAUGUUGAUAAACAUCUACAAAAAUGCACAAAUGACUUACAUGUAUCCACUGAGGAAUGCUCUGCUCUUAAAGAGAUUGCAUCUGGUAGUGACAUAGGGCAACUGGAUGAAAUUAAGACUGAGAAACAGUGCCAAAGAGAGAAAGGUGAAUAUUCAGUUAGUGAAAUUGCCAAGUCACAUGAUGAUGAAGAUACAGUUCCAGGUACAGGUGGACAAUCCUCUCAGUUUCAAGAUGAAGUGAAUCCAUAUAAUGUGCAUCCAGGUGCCAACCAGACAAGUGAGACACUUCUGAAACAAGAAUUAGAAGACAUUGAUUUUUGCCGAAUAAAUGCAGAACAGUCAGGUGUGAAGGAGCAGAAUGGAGAAAAUAGUGGAGCUCUUGAAGUUGUGGAAAAACCAAGUUUCAAAACAUCAGUCCACAACUCUGACCAUCACAUAGGGAGGGAUCUGAAAAGUGAAUUGAAUGUGUUUGAACCAGUAAGAAGAAAGACAGAGGUAAUGAGCAAUGAACAAGAACCUAUUGGGAAGGUAGAAAAAUGUAAGAGACCUUGCAAAACAUUUAUCUCAGGAAACCGUAAAAAUGAGUUAUCAAAUAACUCACCAUUGUUUAAGAAGAGAGAUGCCAUGUAUGGUUUGACAUAUAGUAAGACAAAAUCGUCUGCUGGCCAGACUAGAAGUCAGUCACCAUCCAUACAAUAUUUCAAUUCCAAGAAAACAGGAAAGGAAUCCUCAAAAGUGGACAUUCAGGUGUGUCCUAACACCUCCAAUAAAUUCAUCUCAAAGAAAUCAAUGAAACCAUCUAGUAGACAACAACCUUGUGAUAAAGACAAAAUAAUAAACAAACUACUUCCUAUCAGACGCUUUGCAUCUAGGAAAGCUGGCACAGAAACUCCACCUCAUAGAGAGUCAUCAAGUAAAUGUCCUGUACAGGUUUCCAACAAAUUCAUCUCAAAGAAACCAUGUGAAGCUGCUUCAAAGCCGGUGAUGUGUGACAGGGUUACUCGGAAUACAGUUAAAACCUCAAAUGCACCAGUACGUCAAACUGUGAAACAGACAAGCUCAGAUUCACAUGCAUGCAACAAACUAUCUCACCUACCUCUUCCAUUAAGAUCAACAGCAAACGAGGGAAGAUCCUCUUCUUUGAGAAUGUCUGUAAAGUCUUCCUCCUGUAAACCCCAGAAACGUUCAUGUUCUGAAACUUCUCCCCCACCGAAAGUCAUGAAACUCUCUUCCACUUGUCCUUCACUUGUAACUUCAACCAAAAAUCCUACACAAAAGCAUUUAUCCACUUCUAGGAAGUCAGUAAGGCAGGGGUCAAAAAAGGCCUGCUUAGCAUCAUGUGGUGUGACUACCAGAAAACGGAUGAAAAUGGAGGGCAACAAACGGAGGAAAUGAUAUUGUGACAAUCACUAAUCUAUUUUUUUCUCUUUUCUUUUGCUAGAAUUUGUACGUUUUGAUAUGGGUUUUUAUGCAAUAUAUUUAUGUGUCAAAGUUUUCCUUACAUAAGAACCAAGUAGAUAUGUGCAUCCCUUUCAGCUUGCAUUAAGAGUAAAAAGAAUACUGAGAGAACAUGCUAAAUGCAAGUUAUCACUGUUUAUUAUCAUCAUCAACCAACAUCAUCAUCAUCCAACAUAAUCAUCAUCAUCCAACAUCAUCAUCAUCGUCGUCGUAAGUUCUUUAUGUAUUUGAAGUCAUGUCAGAGGUAUUUUUUUCAGUACUUUUCCAAUAUUCAUACUGAAUAUUCCUUAUUUAUUUUCUACAGGCUGACAGACAAGUCAAUGAAACAAACUAUUAUAGUUUUUUUUUCAGAGAGGCUGAGUGAUGUAUUGUGAAUUGUAAUAACAGUAAUACUAAAACUAUAUUUAUGCCAACUCAUUAAUUGAAAACUCAUGUUUAUUUAAGGUUAUGUAAUGUGUUAAUUUAUCCUCCAUAAAGAGUGCAAAAAAUCCUUUUAUUACCUCAAAGUUAUAACCAGUUGAAAGCUCAACUCAGUCUUUUAAGAUUUUGGCAUGUGCAGGUAUUUACUAUUCCUUCAAACAGAAUUCAGGAACAACUCCCAGUUAUGAUUCAGAAACAACUCCUUUAUUGGGGUGUAUCAUAUCUCUGAUUAUUCAAAGUAGCCCAUUAUGCAUCACAAAUUGUCAUUUUUUUAAAUUUUAAAUGUGCAUUGAUAUUUGAAUAAUCUUUUUACUACAUUUUUCUUUCCUUUUUUGUGUUCAGAUUUCAUGAUACUCUAACUUUGCCUGAAUAUUUAUAAUUUCAAAGACAAUUGGUAAUUUUGGUUUAUGAUUUAGUGGUAUAGUAAUAUCACAAACUUAAGUUUGGAGUUGACAGUUAUAAUCCAUAAUUCUAUGGAGUGUUUGGUUUCUGCCAUUUUUUCAAUAUUCAUGAAAAAGUGUAAUGUGAUAUACCAAAGAAUCACAUUCCUUUUUUCUAAUUCAUACCAGUAAUUCAAUAAUUUGGGAAACAUCGAUCACUGCAGAAAUAAAUCUGUACUUUGUGAAUUGAUUGGCAACAGGCAAUUUUAUAAAAAGUUUGGUCAGUUUACCUAGGGUUAAAUCAAUGAUAGCAGUUUUAGCCCAAUAUGCAAAAAUUUGGUACCUACAUGUAAGAAAUAUGCUUUGGUUAUCCUUGUAGUUGCCUCAGCUGUGAUGUUACCUUUCUCUUAUUUCCUAUUCAUACAUUGAUUUUAUUCAUAUUUUUGUACAUUUGAUAUUUGGCAUAUUCAUUGUUUGUUUUUAUAAUGCUGACAAAAAAAUUAUUGAUCAAAUUUAUAUUCAUUGCUGAAAUUGUUUGCUCAUUGAUCUUAGCAACAUGAGAGGGACUAUAUGAAAACAAGAUGUACAUGUAUGUAAAAUGGGCUAUUUGACAUGUGUGUUAAUGGGAUACUUCUAGGAGAAAAACAGUGAUGACAUCUACAGACACAGUAGAUGUGCAAUUUAUACAUGAAGAUAAAUUGAAAGGCCAAAGGGGGGAUCUUUAUCUUUGUGUACUCUUUCCCGGGGGGGGGGGGGGGGGGCCACUUGCAUUGACGAGUGGAUACUAUGCGCCACCCCAAAAUAAGGAUUUUUUUUUCAAGACGGCACGUUACGUAUGUAACGUAAUAAGGGUGUUAAAAACAAACACUAAAAUAAUGAAAAAAGGUAUCUCUUUCGAUCGGAAAGCUACGUUUUCAGGGUCAAAUUUGCGAGAGUAUAAAAAAGACUAACAUGUUUUAUAAAGGAUGUACUUUUUGCCCCAACAGUCAACACUACGUGUUUAGAGUCCGAUUUGCGCGAGGUGGGGCCGUACUAAACCCAAUGAUGUAGGUAAAGGUAAAACCGACGACCAAAGUCUGUGACAUAUAACAAUUAAAAUAUCACUGUUCUUGUUUAGGGGUUCAAUUCAGAGAAUACUUGCCAAGGGUAUCGUUUUGCUGCAAUACUUGUUAAGGGUAGGGUUUCACAUGCCAAUACUUGUUAAGGGGUGCAUUUUCAAUUUGAGACCCCAUGGUCGCGCAUGGUAUCCACUCGUCAAUGGAAGUGGCCCCCCGGGACUCUUUUGCAUUUAUAAUGAGCUCAUGACUGUUUAAAGUGAUGUUCAAGCUCUAGAUAUACAUAAGCAUGUAAAAAAACUUGCAAUCAAAUGAUAAAAGUAUGGAGAUUAUACAAUGUUGAAGUAUGAAAAAAAGUUCAGGAUAUAACCCUGCUGUUAGUUUUUGUAUGGUCCUUUAUGGUUGAAAUAAGUAGAAAAAAUUGACAAUAUUUAGAGCGGUUUCAAAAGUGUUGACUCUCAUUUUCAUUGGGCAUAGAAGCAUCAGUUUUAAGUGGAGUGUAGGUUUAGAGGAUUAGUUAGUAUCAUUGUAAUUGAAAAAAGGUGUGCUCUUUGGGCUAAACAGAGUAUGGACAAUUUUAUCUCUAGCCUCUUUUCAAGUGGGGUCUGUGUUUAGUGUUUGAAUUUCCCUAAUGUCAACAUCAGCUUUUGACUCCGAACUUGAAGUCACCCAAUGUGCUGAUUUUUUUUGAAAAUAUAAUAUCACUUGCAUUAAGACAAUGGAAAUCUAAAGUUUUAAGUCAGCAUUUCCAAAUGAUAAAUUAAAGGCGAAUGAAACCUUUGGAACAAGUAGGCUUGUGUCAAAACAGAAAAAUCAAAGAAUAAGAACAAAGAAAGUUUGAGAAAAAUCGGACAAAUAAUGAGAAAGUAAUAUGAGCAUUUGAAUAUUGCAAUCAUUAAUGCCAUGGAGAUCCUCCCAUUGGCAAUGCAACAAGGAUGUGUGAUGUCACAUGUGAACAACUUUCCCUUUGAUGGACUAUGAAAUACCCUCAAAAUGUCUCUUUUUGCUUUUUCUUAUGGUGAUACAAACUCUUUAUCCAUGAUGUAUUCUUUAAAAUAUGUAUUACAAGCCUUCCUAUAGAAAGAACACUUGAUCUACUGUUAGAUGUGAUAAAAGAGGCAUUUUAAGUGAAAUAUAUACUAAAGUAAUGGGGAGAGUUGUUCACAAGUUACAUCACACAUCUUUGUCGCAUUGCCAAUGUGAGGAUCUCCAUUGCGUUAGUGAUCACAAUAUUCAAAUGCUCAUAACUUUCUCAUUAUUUGUCCGAUUUUUCUCAAACUUUCAUUGAUCUGUUUCUUUGAUUUUUCUGUUUUCACACAAGCCUACUUGUUCCAAAGGUUUCAUUCUCCUUUAAGUUUGAUUCCUGUUUAUUAACAGAUUUAGUGUUUGAUUUAUCAAUUUCAAUUUUGAGCAGAUUCAUGAAAAUCGCAUUUUAAUUACAGUAAGAAUAUAUAUAAUCACAAAUAGUUAAGUAAAUGCCAUGAAUAAAAUCGUAGAUUUUAAAAGGAGCGUACCUCUAAAAAAUGAGAGGUUUAUUCACACUCUUCAUCAGUGCCCAUGAUGUGACCCCAAAAAAGAGAAUUAAACAGUCGUGAAAAACAUGUCUGUUCAUGGACGAAGAGUGUGACUUAACCUUUUAUUUUUGAGAGCUACCCUCUUAAAAUCUAUGAUUUUAUUUCUAUGGCAUUUAUAAACCAUUUUUGAUUAUUUUAUUCCAUAAUGUAGAGCAUGUCCAAGAGGGAUUUUUUUAAUGAGGAGUUUACAGAUUUCUUAGAUAAUUGUACCUUUUUAUAUGCAAGUUGCUGUAAGGUACGCCUGUACUGAAAUUUCCGUUCCUCUUCAAUUUUCUUGUAAGAUCUUAAUUUCUUUGUCUGGUAAUUUGAUACUUAAAACAAUGCCAAAGAAGUCAAAGCAUUUGGAAGAUAAAUUCAAAUUACAAUUAUAUUACCUUGGUAUGAUGAAUAUUUAUUUGACUGUUAUUUUUCCAUUAUUUCUUUUCUUCAAAUGUUCUACCAGUUCUACCAACUGAACUCUGAAACCUGUUAAGGUGUUCCUACCUUAAGUGAUAAACAUUGGUGAUUGUAUUCAUGUGACUUGAUUUUGUAAUUUGUAUAAACUUUGAAAUGUAACGUACAUAUAGUUCCUUGCCAGUGCAUUCCAGGUUUUUGGAAAAGAUUUUCUUGCAAUAAAUUCAUGUACAAAACGCA
Messenger RNA from Lytechinus pictus (painted urchin), 12230 nucleotides. RefSeq lists its product as uncharacterized. Gene Ontology annotation, cellular component: nucleus. Lineage: Eukaryota; Metazoa; Echinodermata; Echinoidea; Temnopleuroida; Toxopneustidae. Bases 63 to 8105 code for a protein of 2680 amino acids. Gene Ontology annotation, biological process: regulation of transcription by RNA polymerase II. The transcript has 6 exons. The record is from RefSeq and is a predicted model, not a curated record. Gene Ontology annotation, molecular function: DNA binding; DNA-binding transcription factor activity, RNA polymerase II-specific.